Molecule: messenger RNA, 1760 nt
Organism: Saccoglossus kowalevskii
Lineage: Eukaryota; Metazoa; Hemichordata; Enteropneusta; Harrimaniidae
Product: nidogen-1-like
Biological process (GO): cell-matrix adhesion; canonical Wnt signaling pathway
Cellular component (GO): plasma membrane
Molecular function (GO): Wnt receptor activity; Wnt-protein binding; calcium ion binding
Source: RefSeq, a predicted model, not a curated record
AAGUACCACAGCGUUUAAAUGGAAAAGUGUCUGGCAGAAUCAACAGUGUUGAAAUGGAGCGUAUUGAUUUACACUCUUACGCUGUCACUAAUGAUGGACGUUCCUUUACCGCUGUUAGCCGUGUACCAAUCAGUAUUGGAUAUUCUAUGCAAGCAUUGCAACCUCUUGGUGCUGUCAUUGGUUGGGUAUUCGCUAUGACAGCAAGUAAAGGAAAGAAUGGAUUUGGACUAACUGGUGGUAUUUUUACUCGUACCGCUGAUAUUUCAUUUGGUAGUGGUGAAAGAGUUACUGUAAAAGAGAGAUUCACUGGUAUUGAUGAACUUGGGUAUAUGCGAAUGACAGCAGAAUUAGAUGGUACCCUUCCUGCUAUACCACCAUCAACUGAUAUUACAAUAGAAGAUUACAAGGAAACAUAUACUAGACUCUCACCAGGUAGAAUAAGAUCAUCUGCGGAAAGAACUUUACUUAUCGGUGAGGAUCCUUUAGAAGUUAACAUUGAUCAGACAAUUGAAUAUGAAGAAUGUAUUGGUGAUGCAAGACAACAAGCAAACCUAAUUAAAGCCAUGAGAGUUAGUGUUACAAGAAAUUAUGUAAUUUAUGACAGAAAUGAACAAAUAUUAAGAUAUGCAAUGACCAGCAAAGUGGCUCCAAGUACAGAACCAGUAUAUGAUCCAUGCUUGAAUAAUGAGUGUCAUGAUAAGGCUGAUUGUAUUGUACGAGGUGAAAGUUAUUUAUGUCAGUGUCAAACUGGAUUUGCUGGCAAUGGAAGAUUUUGUGAUGAUAUUGAUGAAUGUAUAUCUGGUGUCAGUGACUGUGACAGUAAAGCCAAUUGUGUAAACCAAGUUGGUUCAUUCUAUUGUACUUGUCUACCUGGUUAUACUGGUGAUGGUAAAACAUGUAAACGUGAAGAUGUUUCCCCAUCUGCAGGAGCAUUCUUACUGUUUGCACAAGGAAUGGGAUUAUAUCGUUUACCAUUGAAUGACUAUGAAAUUGGUGGUAGAGUAGUUAUGAAACCAAGACAGAUAGCAAUAGGUGUUUGCUAUGAUUGUAGAGAUGAGUUCUUUUAUUGGACUGAUGUGUCAAACAGACGUAUUUAUAAAUCACGAUAUAAUGGAGAUGAUACUGAGGUUGUAAUUAACUCUGGCUUAAGCAGUCCAGAAGGUAUUGCUAUUGAUUGGAUUAGUAGAAACAUGUACUGGACAGAUUCAGGACAUGAUACUAUUGAAGUAGCCUACUUGAAUGGUCUAAAUCAACGUGUUAUUAUAUCAGAUGGAUUGGUGAACCCUAGAGCAAUAGCUGUGGAUCCUGUUGGCAGCUAUUUAUAUUGGACUGAUUGGAAUAGAGACUCACCAAAGAUUGAAACUUCUAAUUUAGAUGGAUCAGAGAGACGUGUAUUAGUGAAUACUGGAUUAGGUCUUCCUAAUGGAUUGACCUUAGAUUCAGUUAAUCAUCAAAUAUGCUGGGCUGAUGCAGGUGAGAAGAAAGUUGAAUGUAUUGGGCAGACUGGUAAUCCAGACACUCGAUAUGUUGUAACAUCAGAAGCCUCCCAACCAUUUGGUUUGACUAAUGUUGAUAAUCAACUAUAUUGGACUGACUGGGAAAGAGAUAACAUUGGAACUGUUAGUAUCAAUGGUGGAAAUCUUGGAAGACCAAUGCAAACUCCAGUUGGUGCAAAUGGUAAACUUUAUGGUAUAACUGCAGUGACAACUUGCCCUCAAGGUAAGCAUAUCCUGUGGUUUUAACAGACAGUGUGUGGUUCC